AUGAAUUUAAACAAAGAGCAUAUAGAAAAUAAAAUUAGAUUUAAUGAAGAAAAUGUAUAUUCAAUAAUUAUCCAUAAAAAGCUAUGCAAUAAAAAAUCUCAAUUAACAGUUGACAAUUUACUAUUAAUUCUUGAAAUUGUUUCUUUAAAGUUUAUAGAAAAAAAUUAUAAAUGUGUUUUAACUAAUGUGGAAAAUGACCUUAAGGUAAAGUCUCCAAUUUCAGUUGAUUCAAACCUAUUAAUUAAAUGUCGUGUUGAAAAUUUUAAAAAUAUUAUAAUAUAUACAAAUAUAGAAAUAUAUGUAAAUGGUUUUUCAGAUGCUGCUGUUAUAAAUUCGUCACAUUCAUAUUUAAUUAAAAGUGGUUUUCAAAAUACAAAAUUAAAUAUUAAAAAAGAAAAUUUUUCUUUAAAAGAAUUAAAAUAUAAAAUUAAAUUAUAG
Molecule: messenger RNA, 438 nt
Organism: Dictyostelium purpureum
Lineage: Eukaryota; Evosea; Eumycetozoa; Dictyosteliales; Dictyosteliaceae
Exons: 1
Coding region: 1-438 (145 amino acids)
Source: RefSeq, a predicted model, not a curated record